Pseudomassariella vexata is the source of this 354-nucleotide messenger RNA. RefSeq lists its product as uncharacterized. Bases 1 to 354 code for a protein of 117 amino acids. Lineage: Eukaryota; Fungi; Ascomycota; Sordariomycetes; Amphisphaeriales; Pseudomassariaceae. The record is from RefSeq and is a predicted model, not a curated record. The transcript has 3 exons.
AUGUCAAGAUCGGUAACCACCAGUACCAUCAAUCCUGCUACUAGCCCGUUUUCUCGAUCGAUUACAAACCGACAGGACACAAUGAGCAUUUCUGCAGGGAUCACUAGGACCUCUGAAAAUACGCCCUCUGAAGAACUCGACAAGGAAUACCACCACGGCAAGGCAUGCUUCUACCAGACAAAGCGCGAUGCUGAGCACGCCUGUGCCUUGAACGACAAGUUGCUCCUUGAUGAGUACUGGCAACCGGUCCAUUCUGUGGUACUAUGCCUUCUCCUAUGGACCUGGGCGGGGUUUGUGGUGCGAUAUAGGGUGUCGGAUGUGUACAAAAUGUCAAUCAAGUGGCUGCAGUAUUGA